This is a messenger RNA of Puccinia graminis f. sp. tritici CRL 75-36-700-3, 1407 nucleotides long. RefSeq lists its product as uncharacterized. Gene Ontology annotation, biological process: amino acid metabolic process; biosynthetic process. NCBI's taxonomy places the organism in Eukaryota, Fungi, Basidiomycota, Pucciniomycetes, Pucciniales, Pucciniaceae. The record is from RefSeq and is a predicted model, not a curated record. Gene Ontology annotation, molecular function: pyridoxal phosphate binding; transaminase activity. The transcript is spliced from 14 exons. Bases 1 to 1407 code for a protein of 468 amino acids.
AUGAGCCCUUCAAACCUCAGUCUCCGAUCCACCAAGCAACUACCGGGACAGCCUAAUGUUACCGCCAAGGCCAUCGCUGAUGCCUGGAAGGACCUUUACUCUGAAGAUAAAAACCCUGACGGCGUCAUCAACCUGGGAGUGGCAGAGAAUUCAUUGAUGCAAGAGUUCCUAGUCGAAAAAGUAAAGGAAAGCAUCUCUCGUUUUGAAGCUCGGCAUUUAAAUUAUCAAUCCUUGGGAGGUUCCAGUUCCUUCAAGGAAGCGAUGUGUCAUAUCUUGAAUCAACAUUUCAACCCAUUCACAUGUGUCAAGCCCGAACAUCUGAUUUCCGCAUCUGGCGUGACUGCAAUCUUAGCUCAGUUGAUGUAUGCGGUGUGUGAUGAAGGUGAUGGAGUCUUGAUUUCAAAGCCGUACUAUUCCGGAUUUAACCAUCUGGUCAAGCAAGGCGUCCAUCUGAUCGGUUUCGAGAUAGAGGAUCCCUUAGAUCCUCGUUGGGUUUCGCAAGCUCUAGAUCAAACUUAUUUGAACCAUCACGGCCAGCCUCAUAGGAUAAAAUCUGUGAUACUAUGCAACCCACACAACCCAAUGGGCUAUUACGUUCAGGAAGAGGUGUUAUCUACAUACGUCAGGUUUUGUGAAGCUAACGAUCUCCACCUGAUAGUAGACGAAAUCUAUGGCUUAUCAGUCUUUGAAGCGGGGCCAACAACGAAUAAUGAUGACCCUGCUCCUCAAAAAGUACCCGACAAGUUCAUCUCUGCUCUGUCAUUGGAUCCUCACCGACACAGUUUUGAUCCAAGUAGACUUCAUAUUUUAUACGGGAUCAGCAAAGAUUUUGGUUGUUGUGGUUUACGAGCAGGCGUUUUGAUCAGUCAACAUAAUUCCGACUUACUUCGACUCAUCACCGAUCUAAAUCUUAAUCAAGUGCAGGUCUCCUCCCUAACCGAAUUCUGUUUCUCAAACUUAAUCCUCAAUAAUAGUGAUCAUCCGGAUCAUCAGGAGUUUUUGGAGUCUUACUUAAUCGAAAGUAAAAAGCGACUCUUGAAAGCUCACCAGACAGUCACUGAAAAAUUGAAGGAAUUAAAAAUUGACUACAACAAUCCCUCAAAUGGCGGGUUUUUCCUAAUGAUUGACCUUUCAAGAUAUUUAAGAGAACCAUCCGACUUGAACAAAGACAAGCAAACAGCUGGGGGUUCAAGAACCGAAGAAGAAAAGCUCUUUCAAAUAUUAUUAAAAGAAUAUAAAAUCUACAUGGCACCAGGAAAUGUGUAUAAUUACCCCAAGCCAGGUUUCUUCAGAUUAACUUUCACCGUCCCCCCAGACCAUUUAGACCUUGGUUUACAGAGACUAGCUCGAUUCAUGGAAUCCUAUGAGACUCUCCCUCCCAUGUCAAACCUUCAAAUAUCCCGUUAA